AGCCAGCAGGUAUGGCUCUUGAGAAGAGCGAGCCGUCGGAUGGGGGGAGAAAAAGACGUGGGCUAGUUGGAAAGAUGCAAGGUUAGUUUUGGCCAUGGACCCUAGGAUAGUAUAUCGACGCGAAACUAGAACAAAGGGUAGAAAGAGGUCUCAUGAAAGAGUCAAAACAAAGAAUAAAAGACUGCCCGUUCGACGGAAUUCAACGGUGCCGAGCACCGAAGCCGGCGGAUCGGAAGCACUCACCAGCCAGACGCAAAAGAAAAGACGCGGGUAAGAGAGAAAAAAAAGAAAUGGG
Molecule: messenger RNA, 295 nt
Organism: Sodiomyces alkalinus F11
Lineage: Eukaryota; Fungi; Ascomycota; Sordariomycetes; Glomerellales; Plectosphaerellaceae
Exons: 1
Coding region: 95-274 (59 amino acids)
Source: RefSeq, a predicted model, not a curated record